Molecule: messenger RNA, 1609 nt
Organism: Symphalangus syndactylus (siamang)
Lineage: Eukaryota; Metazoa; Chordata; Mammalia; Primates; Hylobatidae
Gene: TREM1
Product: triggering receptor expressed on myeloid cells 1
Biological process (GO): cytokine production involved in immune response; chemokine production; neutrophil-mediated killing of gram-negative bacterium
Source: RefSeq, a predicted model, not a curated record
GGUCAUUGCGGUGCCUUGUAGCUGUCCCGGGAGCCCUCAGCAGCAGUUGGAGCGGGUGCACAGGAAGGAUGAGGAAGACCAGGCUCUGGGGGCUGCUGUGGAUGCUCUUUGUCUCAGAACUCCGAGCUGCAACUAAAUUAACUGAGGAAAAGUAUGAACUGAAAGAGGGGCAGACCCUGGAUGUGAAAUGUGACUACACGCUAGAGAAGUUUGCCAGCAGCCGGAAAGCUUGGCAGAUAAUAAGGGACGGAGAGAAGCCCAAGACCCUGGCAUGCACAGAGAGGCCUUCAGAGAAUUCCCAUCCAGUCCAAGUGGGGAGGAUAAUAAUAGAAGACUACCAUGAUCAUGGUUUACUGCACGUCCGAAUGACCAACCUUCUAGUGGAAGACUCUGGACUGUAUCAGUGUGUGAUCUACCAGCCUCCCAAGGAACCUCACAUGCUGUUCCAUCGCAUCCGCUUGGUGGUGACCAAGGGUUCUUCAGGUACUCCUGGCUCCAAUGAGAAUUCUACCCAGAAUGUGUAUAAGAUUCCUCCUACUACCACUAAGGCCUUGCGCCCACUCUAUACCAGGCCCAGAACUGUGACCCAAGCUCCACCCAAGUCAACUACCGAUGUCUCCACUCCUGACUCUGAAAUCAACCUUACAAAUGUGACAGAUAUUAUCAGGGUUCCUGUGUUCAACAUUGUCAUUCUCGUGGCUGGUGGAUUCCUGAGUAAGAGCCUGGUCUUCUCUGUCCUGUUUGCUGUCACGCUGAGGUCAUUUGUACCCUAGGCCCACGAACCCACAAGAAUGUCCUCUGACUUCUAGCCACAUCCAUCUGGCAGUUGCGCCAAGGGAGGAGGGAGGAGGUAAAAGGCAGGGAGUUAAUAACAUGAAUUAAACCUGUAAUCACAGGCUAUUUCUAAAGUCAGCGUCUCACCUUCCUGUCCACUGCCCUCAUUUCUCUAACAACCUUGGGUGGGCAUUUGUGCCUCAGAAAAGAAGUUACAGCCCCAAACAUGCCUGGUCCUUCAUUCCACCAGUCACUUGGGGUUUGCAUGAAAUACAGACAGUUCAAUGCUUUUCACCGUAAUUCUCUUGCGGGGGCUGUGACAUGCAGAAGGCACUCCUGAUACUUCUCCUGCUCAGUUUUGCCCUGGACCAUACAAUUUUGGCCUGACCUGGACAGAGCUCCCACUACAGAAGCAUCCUGCUGUCCCCAUGCUGGGACUUCCUCUUUCUAGCAUCAGACACUUGGAUUUCAUGCUUAUAUGUGGUUCUUUCCAACACUCCCAGAAAAGGGUGUUGAAGAUUGUGGAACAUGGAGAAAUAAGACAUCAUGGUGAGAAAGUGCAUCCUUCUCAGAGAAGAGUUAAACUGAGUAUCUUGUCCUGGGGAAAUACUGGCAGGCCGAGAUGGGAUCCAUAGGAGAGCAACAACAGACAAUGGUCAGACAUCCUGUGUGCAUUUAUCGCUGGAUCCUGAAAAUAGCCCCGUGAAGGCAGAAAUGUAUGUGACUAGAACGAGGCCACAUGAAUAAGUCACUGCCCACUGGCAGGAGUGAAAACUGAAGAGCUCUUUACCUGAAGGACCCCAAAAUCAUACAGAAUAGAAUAACCAGGAGUUCC